Molecule: messenger RNA, 4494 nt
Organism: Fomitopsis serialis
Lineage: Eukaryota; Fungi; Basidiomycota; Agaricomycetes; Polyporales; Fomitopsidaceae
Exons: 17
Coding region: 112-4125 (1337 amino acids)
Biological process (GO): actin cytoskeleton organization; signal transduction
Cellular component (GO): cytoplasm
Source: RefSeq, a predicted model, not a curated record
AGUAUUGCUGCUUUCCCUCGUGCUCGCCGUGGGCAACGACGACAACCACCGGCCCACCCCCCUCCGACUCUCCUCAACGGCCCUGGUGAGCCUCUCUCGGCGCCGCCAUCUAUGAGCAGCUACUCCAGCCAGGGCCGUCAUAUGCAGCAACUCGCUGAUCCCUCCGCCUUAGCCUACAUGGCCUCGGAUUUUCCUCCCCCCCAGCCGCGCGAGCAGUCGCCCGCGUCUUCUCCUCGGAAUGGGUCCUUCCUUACCUCUCCCACCAGCAGUUCUCAGCCCCCAGAGCGAGCCAGAAUGCCGCACCGAGCCUCGACCGUCAGUACCCCUUACCACUCAGAUCAACAGCGAAAGUCCAGCCGCGAUGAUUACCCUCAUGCUCGGAGCGAGGAUCUCAACCACUCAAGCUCGAGCUCUCGGACUCUUGUCGCUGAUCCCGCCUCAUCCGACCCGUACUCGGCUCGCUCGCAGGGCUACUUGACUGCCAGUCGCCCAACUACUCCGGGGACGUCUAACUCUCAUAACCAAUCGUCUUCCGAUCACUCAGACAAUGGGAAGGGGCGACCGGGAAGCGUUCACUCCGACUCUUCUCUGCAUUCGUCGGGCUCUAAUCCUGGUGGAAGUGGUGGGACGGUGUCCGUGAUUAUCCUGCAUCGACCAGAACUCGUGCACUCUUGCGUCCGCACUCAGGAUUGUGGCACAGUUGUUGCUUCCAAGUUCUUUCCAAUCGAUGGGCCCGACGGCAAGCAGCACCCGCUAUGUGAGAGGGACUAUUUCCGGCGCCUCAAUCUCAUAUGUGCGAAGUGUGGCAUGGCUUUGCGGGGCAGUUACAUAACUGCGUGCAACAAAAAGUUCCAUGUCGAGCAUUUCUCGUGCUCUGUCUGCCCGACAUUGUUUGGUCCACAAGACUCGUAUUACGAGCACGAAGGGGAUGUCUACUGCCACUAUCACUACUCUACCCGGUUCGCGACGAAAUGUGCAGGCUGCAACAGCGCUAUCCUCAAACAGUUUGUCGAGAUCAAUCGCAACAUGCGGGACGAAUGCUGGCAUCCGGAAUGUUACAUGAUUAAUAAGUUCUGGAAUGUUAAAGUUGUCGCCCGUCGCCCUGCUUUGCCACCUAGUGGCGAUGACAGUGUACCAAACUCUGAGGAGCCGCCUUGGGUAGAGGAGGAGCGGACGGAAACAGCCGUAUCUCUGAAGGAUAAGCAGAUCCAAAUGGAACAGCAAGUGUAUCGGAUCUGGACCGUCCUUUCUGCGUUCGAGGAGUCGAGCGCAGCGUGUAUCUCUGACAUGUUGCGGCAAGUCAGCAAUGGCCAGUAUCUCGAGGCGAUCCGGAUGGCGGAGAAGUUCAUCCUCCAUGUAGAGGUGCUGUUUGCUACUAUCGACGACUUGGAGUGGCAUUUUGCGCGUCUAAAACAGAAGGGUAUGUCCCACGUACGCGAGGCUCGUAUGCUAUGUCGGAAGACCGUCGACCUGUUCACUCUUCUAUCACACACGCAAGAAACGGGGGCGCGUCGCAUGGGUAUGACGCAAGAGCUUCUUGCACUUGUCACCGGGUUGGCGCACUACCUUAAGAUACUGAUCCGCAUUGCCCUUACGGGCGCUCUCAAACUGGAACGAGAACAAAACGUCCAUGAGGCUCUCACCUCUUUCCUCGACAAGCUGCAUAUGCUGGCCGUGCAGGGCGGGAGCCCGAGCGCGAAGCGGAUGAUGAAACGGGCCAACGGCGAGCUCAUGAUGCCAGCGGAGGGUGAUGGCAACUUCGGCACGCAAGGCGUCACGUUUGGGUUCAGGAGCUUGGCCCCAGAGAACGCUGGCGAAUCACCGUUCGCGAGCGGGCCUCGAGAUCCUGGCUUGUCGAAGGUCAAUGUCGUCAAUCCGCCGUCUGAUCUGUGCGUGAAGUGCAGCCAGACCGUCGAGGAGGAUUGCGUGCGGCUAGGCACUUACCAGAGGUGGCAUUCACAUUGCGUACAAUGCUCCACUUGCGGAAAGACUGCCGCUGUCCCUGCCCCAAAGGAACCUGCUCCGCCGAAGUCUCAGGAUGAUAGGGACAAGGACAAGGACACCCCCAAGUUGUCGACAGCCCGGCGACCGCCUGCCAAUGUCGCUUUCUUCAUCUAUGAGGUUGACUCGGUGAAGGAGACGAGCUCUUUUGGCCCUGUACCCAUCGUCCUUUACUGCACCGAGCAUGGUCAUAGCGGCUGUCGAAGUGGGUUUCAGGCCGUCUCAAGGUUAGAGCAGUACGCUUUCCUGCUCAACGUGGCGCUUCGCCGAUUGUAUGUACUCCUGAAGAAGCGCGGCGUAGUCCAGCUUGCUCCUGCUCCGAGUCAAAUCGGAAACCACAGAGAAGACGAUCCUUACCGCGAUGCAGGCGAGAUCAACAGACUGAAGUCUGUACAUCUGGAUCGGAAGCUAUCUGCUACUGCUCGCGUGCCGAGGCGAUCGACAGUGGUCGAGAGUCCGACGGGCAAGGUUGCACAACCUGCAGAUGUCGUGACCACACAGCGACCACACGAACUUGUCCCAUCGCAUUCAUUCCGGGCAACACCUCACGGAGUCACACCUUCUCCAUCUAGGCAGCCACAACUACAAAGGUCGCCGCAGCAACUUUCACAACAACAACCCCCACAACAACAACCCUCCCAACAACCUUCGCGGAUACCUCCUGGCACCAUCGACACUAACCCGCAAGGGCAGGUCCUCAGACCUCCGUUCGCGCGCAAUAACACGGGUGUCAUGAUUGUUGAUGAUUCUGCACCAACAUCACCUACUGGAGGCGUCGACGAUCCCGUGGGUGGUAUCGAAGACGGUAUCACCCUGGCAGACAUCCCGCAAAUCGUGGAGGCCGCACAAGCGCGGGAGCAGCGCCGUUCACUUCCUCGUCAGAGCUCCAUCCCGUUCAUCGCCGAGCUCAAUACGCUAGAGCUUGCCGUCGUCAAACACUGCGCCGUGCUAGUGCUACAACGGUCCCCGCUUCGAGAUCAGUUUGACUUGGAGGAGAUCCUCGAGCUGGUAGAGAUGAAGAAGAGUACAUUCUGGAAUCGGCUGUUCAAGCCGGGCAACGACAAAAAGAACGUCAAGAAGAAAGGCAUCUUCGGCGUACCGCUGGAACUUCUCGUCGAAAGGGAGGGUGCGGAGUCACUGCUUGGGGCGUCGCGUGCAGCGGUCAAGAUACCUAGCUUCGUUGAGGAUGUCAUCUCGUCCAUGCGGCAAAUGGAUAUGUCUGUCGAGGGUAUCUUCCGGCGAAAUGGCAACAUCAGGCGACUCAAUCAGGUGAUCGAAGCGAUCGACCGGGAUCCUUCUUCCGUAGACUUUACGCAAGAUAAUCCGGUGCAACUGGCUGCUUUGCUGAAGAAGUUCUUCCGCGAACUGCCGGAUCCGUUGAUGACAUUCAAGCUGCACAAGUUGUUCAUAGCGUCGCAGUCUUUGCCCACUGAGCAAGAACGUAACCGGAUGCUACAUCUAAUCUCGCUCAUUCUACCGAAGGCUCAUAGAGACACUAUGGAAGUCUUGUUUGUAUUCUUGAAGUGGGUUGCCAAGAUGGACUUGCCCAACUUGGCGACUCUUCGGAGCGAUCCGAGUAUCACUGCUCUCCUAGAGAAUCAGGAUGAGUUCUAUUUCGUACCCCAAGAAUUCCUCCCGAUUCUGCAAGACCAGGACUAUUUCGCCAACAGCCUGGAUCUGCCUAGCAAGGAGUUCCUCAAGAAGUGCGAACCAUCAGCACCUUUCAACCCGGGCACGCCACGCCCCGAAGACAUGCGUUCCAUGCCCCCAAGAGCGCAAACGAACCCUCAGUUCCAGGACCGGCCGCCGCUGGUGUCUUCGCCAUCGGAUAACCCAAUUCGCAACGGUCAGCCGCAGUCACGACAGCCGCCGUCUGCCCCUGCAUUGCAGCACUCAUCGUUCUCAUAUCCACUGCCCUCGGGUGCGCCACCACCGUCGACAUCGCAAGCGCAGCCCAACGACGAAGACUGGUCACCGCCAGAGCGCCAGCCGUUCAUCGGGCAAGUACCCAGUCGGCCGGCAUCUAUGUCGAACUCGUACGUACCCCCGCGGAGCAGCGGCGAAGGGGCACAUCCUUUCAUUCCAAACGGACACCCGCAGCCCGCAGUGCGGCAGCGAAUAUGACUAUCAUAUGGCUUUCGUGGUUGGUAUAUAUCAUGUGGCAUCGCUAUUAUCCUGUUGCAUUUUUCACCUUCACGUAUCUGUACUUCACCAUACUUCAUCCGCUAAGUCUAUAACACGGACCAACCAUUAUACCCUCGAGCCGGCCGCUAGGGCAAUGGAUAUCAGCUGCAUGACACUCUUCUCCCUCCGGGUCCUAAUGCUUCGAUCAGCUCAAUGGUGCACAUCCGUAACGUCUGCCAGUCCCCAGACGGCAUGUAGCAUUAGUAGCAAUCCCAAUGUCCCGCAUUGUGCUGCUUCGACCUCUCUAACUUCAACUCGUUGUCGACUCGGCAAGACCUGAUCGAUUCGGAGCCGACCAACUAAUGUCAC